AUGACUUUGAGCUCAGAUUCUUCGCCUUCGACUUCACAGUGGAAAUUCUCGCAGGUUUUCGGCGAUCGAAGUCCCGGAGAGGACGUCCAAGACAUUGAUGUCAUAUCUGCAAUCGAAUUUGAGAAGAGCGGUGACUAUCUCGCUGUUGGAGAUCGAGGUGGGCGUGUUGUAAUUUUUGAGAGGAAGGAUAUAAAUGAGUUCAAUUCACAAAACGAGCUUGAACAAUCGGAUUUUGUGGUGAGAAAGUGUCCUGAAUUUCAAUACAAGACUGAAUUCCAGAGUCACGAGCCCGAGUUUGACUAUUUGAAGAGCUUGGAAAUUGAAGAGAAGAUCAACAAAGUGAGAUGGUGUACAACACCCAAUGGAUCAUUAUUUAUUCUGUCAACAAAUGACAAGACGAUAAAACUGUGGAAGGUCAAGGAACAUAAAGUGAAGAAAGUCAAAGAAGUGGACCUUAAUCCAGUGGUGUCUUCAGAGAACUCGCUUUUGGCUGAAAAGAGUUUUGUUGGUGGGCAACGUAACCCAUCUUUUGCUAAUGAUUAUAGUCUAGAAUGGUCAGAGAAUAUCGCCAAUGGCACGUUAUCAUCUCAAUUAGGGCAUGCCAAGAUGGCAAGUAUCAGAGAUGCUGUUUCGGCAAGAUGUCGAAAGGUGUAUGCUCAUGCUCAUGAUUUCAAUAUUAACUCCAUCUCAAAUAAUAG
Molecule: messenger RNA, 698 nt
Organism: Ilex paraguariensis (yerba mate)
Lineage: Eukaryota; Viridiplantae; Streptophyta; Magnoliopsida; Aquifoliales; Aquifoliaceae
Source: the annotation of a GenBank genome assembly